AUGCUUCGGGCAGGAGCCUCCUCGCUCGCAGCCGCAGCGCCAUGUGUGCCAUGGAGCUUCCUGGUCUACGGUAUCCUGGCCCUGACGCUCCUGAGGCAGGCCGGCCGUCUGCUGCACCGGCUGUGGUGGCGUCCCCGGCGGCUGGAGCGCGCGCUGCGGGCACAGGGCCUGCGCGGCACGCCGCACCGCCUCCUGGCGAGCGACCUCAGGGAGAACGCCAGGAUGAACAGGGAGGCCUGGUCGAGGCCCCUGCCGCUGCGGUGCCACGACAUCGCGCCCCGCGUCGCGCCGUUCCUCUGCAGGAACGUGCGGGAGCACGGGAAGCAGGCGUGGCUUCUCUGGUUCGGCCCGGUGCCCAGGGUGAUCGUCGCCGACCCGCAGGUCGCCAGGGACGUGCUGUCCAACAAGUUCGGGCACCUGGAGAAGCCCAAUUUCCCGGCACUGACCAAGCUGCUCGCCGACGACGUCGCCGGCCUUGAGGGCGAGAAGUGGGUCAAGCACAGGAGGAUCCUCAACCCCGCAUUCCAUGUCGAGAAGCUCAAGUUUCAGAGUAUGCUGCCGGCGUUUUCCGCAUGCUGCGACGAGGUGGUUAGGGUUAGAUGGGUGGAGUCUGUGAUGAGCUCCGACGGUUGGUGCGAGCUGGAUGUUUGGCCGGAGCUCCAGAACCUCACUGGAGACGUCAUUCCUCGCACCGCAUUCGGCAGCAGCUACCUCGAGGGGAGGCAGAUUUUCCAGCUGCAGGCAGAGCAGGCUGAGCGCCUCGUAGCCACCGUUCAGAAGAUCAUCAUCCCAGGCUACUUGUAUUUGCCGACCAAAAACAACAGGAGGAUGCGUGAAAUCAACAACGAAGUCAGCUCGCUCUUACGAGGAUUGAUCGAGAAACGAAUGCAGGCCAUGAAAGAAGGCGAGAGCCACGGCAAAGACGACUUGCUGGGUCUGCUUCGCGAGUCAAACAUGAGAGACACGGACGAGCAUGGGCAGUCCAGCCUGGGGAUGACAAUCGAAGAUGUCAUCGAGUGCAAACUCUUCUACUUCGCAGGAAUGGAGACCACGUCCGUGCUGCUCACCUGGGCAAUGGUCCUGCUAUGCAUGCACCCGGAGUGGCAGGACCGUGCGAGAGAGGAGGUCUUUGGCCUGUUCGGGAAAAACAAGCCGGAGUAUGAUGGCCUCAGCCGGCUCAAAACUUGUAGGAAACUUGUUCUAGACCAGGGGUUCUCCGGCUGUACCCUCCGGCCUCCGGCUAUCUCGAUCAGCCGGAAGACAUACAAGGAGAUAGAGAUCGGCGGCGUCAGGUACCCUGCCGGGGUUGUGAUGGACCCGGAUCUCUGGGGAAGCGACGUGCACGAGUUCAGGCCGGACAGGUUCGCCGAGGGGGUCUCCAAGGCGCCCGCCGCGUUCUUCCCGUUCGGCUGGGGGCCACGCACCUGCAUCGGCAUCGGCCAGAACUUCGCGCUGCUCGAGGCCAAGAAGGAUCUGAGCAUGAUCCUUCAGCGGUUCGAGUUCGAGCUCGCGCCAUCCUACACUCAUGCGCCACACACCGUGAUCACACUGCCCCCGAUGCAUGGGGCACAGAUUAAGCUCAAGGCGGUGGCCUGA
This is a messenger RNA of Miscanthus lutarioriparius, 1596 nucleotides long. NCBI's taxonomy places the organism in Eukaryota, Viridiplantae, Streptophyta, Magnoliopsida, Poales, Poaceae. The record is from the annotation of a GenBank genome assembly.